Messenger RNA from Morchella importuna, 741 nucleotides. RefSeq lists its product as uncharacterized. Bases 1 to 741 code for a protein of 246 amino acids. The record is from RefSeq and is a predicted model, not a curated record. Gene Ontology annotation, cellular component: cytosol. Gene Ontology annotation, biological process: glycerol catabolic process; gluconeogenesis; glyceraldehyde-3-phosphate biosynthetic process. NCBI's taxonomy places the organism in Eukaryota, Fungi, Ascomycota, Pezizomycetes, Pezizales, Morchellaceae. Gene Ontology annotation, molecular function: triose-phosphate isomerase activity. The transcript has 7 exons.
AUGGCUCGUAAAUUCUUUGUAGGUGGUAACUUCAAGUCAAAUGGGACUGUGGCCUCAAUCAAGAGCAUUAUCGACGGUCUCAACAAUGCAAAGUUGAACAACAGUGUUGAGGUCGUUAUCGCACCCCCGGCUUUGUACCUUCUCCUUGCGAAGGAGAUCACUGGAAACGGCGUUGAUGUUGCUGCUCAGAACAUCUAUAAUAAGGGAAACGGUGCCUAUACUGGUGAGAUUAGCGCCCAGCAGCUCAAGGAUGCUCAGGUCCACUGGGUUAUUCUUGGUCACUCUGAGCGUAGGAGUAUCUUUGGCGAGUCUGAUGAGUUCGUGGCCUCUAAGACCAAGGCUGCCCUUGAUGCAGGCUUGAGUGUGAUCCUUUGCAUUGGUGAAUCAUUGGAGGAGCGUGAGAAGGGAGUCACCAUCGAUAUCGUAACUCGGCAGCUUGCAGCUGUCGCCGAACAGGUACAGGAUUGGAGUAAGAUUGUUAUCGCGUAUGAGCCUGUCUGGGCAAUUGGUACCGGAAAGGUUGCUACCACUGCGCAAGCUCAGGAAGUUCACGCUGCUAUCCGCUCGUGGCUUAAGGAAAAGGUCUCCGCUGAGGUCUCAGAUGCUACCAGGAUCUUAUACGGCGGCUCUGUCACCGACAAAAACUCUAAGGACCUUGCGACCCAGCCGGAUGUUGAUGGAUUUUUGGUUGGUGGCGCUAGCUUGAAGCCCGCUUUUAUUGAUAUUAUUAACUCUGCUUAA